Messenger RNA from Metschnikowia bicuspidata var. bicuspidata NRRL YB-4993, 1157 nucleotides. Its product is annotated as N-terminal protein methyltransferase. Gene Ontology annotation, cellular component: cytoplasm. The transcript has a single exon. Lineage: Eukaryota; Fungi; Ascomycota; Pichiomycetes; Serinales; Metschnikowiaceae. Gene Ontology annotation, biological process: N-terminal protein amino acid methylation. The record is from RefSeq and is a predicted model, not a curated record. Gene Ontology annotation, molecular function: N-terminal protein N-methyltransferase activity. Bases 64 to 810 code for a protein of 248 amino acids.
GCCCGAACAAAACCACCAACCACCCGUCCAGAUCCACCAAAUACCCGUCGAGAUCCACCAGACAUGCCCGCCAAAUCCGCCGACACUGCCCCCGACGCGCAUUGCGAGAACCACGACCCCAACGCCCUCAUAGACUACGCGGACGCCAUUUCGUACUGGCUGUCUGUGCCGGCGUCCGUCGACGGAGUGCUAGGAGGCUUUGGCGAACAGACGCCGGUGCCGAAGGCCGACAUCAUCGGGUCUGCCACGUUCCUCCGCAAGCUCCAGACGCGCAUGCAGUGCCCCGCCGGGAUGCCGAAGCUCACCAUCGACAUGGGGGCGGGCAUCGGGCGCAUCACGCGAGACUUCUUGUGGAAAGUCAGCGACCGCUGCGACUUGUUGGAGCCGGUCCAGCCGUUUGUGCAGCAGAUGCGCAGCGAGCUUGUGCCCGUGGCGCAGAAGGGCCGGUUGGGCGACAUCUACGACAUUGGCAUGCAAGAGUGGCGGUGCGCCAGCGAGAAGAGGGGCCUGUACUGGUUGGUCUGGUGCCAGUGGUGCGUGGGCCAGUUGCCGGACGAAGAGUUGGUGCGCUUCUGGGCCCGGUGCAGGGAGGCGUUGAUGCCCAACGGCACGUUGAUCGUCAAGGAGAACAUCGCGCCCGUCGACGACAUUUUCGACCCCACGGACCUGAGCGUGACCAGGACGGACGCCAAGUUCAGGCUUCUUUUCCAGAUGGCGGGCUACAAGCUCAUAGCCAGCGACGUGCAGAAGGGCAUGCCGCGCGAGUUGUACCCGGUGAGAAUGUACUGCUUGAAGCCGCUCGAGGGGUAAGCGGACGCUCGGGCCCACUCUGGGGCAGGUGUAUAGAAGGUGACUCUGUUGCGCCAUGCCCACCUGGCGCUGGCCUGCUUUCUGCUCCAGAAUGCACGACUGGCGACAGCGCACAUAGGCGGCUGGCGGGGCCGCGUCAACAGGACACGGAGGAGCAGAGAUGGGCCCUGUGUCCAGCACACUGUUCUGCCAUGGGCGGCCCGGUAUCUUCGUGUGUUGCUGCGGCUGGUGUUUAUACCCAAACGGGUGAUGCAGACCCGCAGACCAUCUUUAUGUAUACUAUGGAAAGCUCUAGAUCUAGCAGGUUGUAUAUAAAACAUAGAUGUCACAUUGUUAAUAUGAAAAAG